UUAUAGUGUUAAGCACAUAAAAAGACUACUCGACAAUAAGACCUUCCAACAAGUUUUUCGAUCACAGAAUAAUCUAUCCCUCUCCAAAAACAGAAUUGAAAUGCAAAGAAAACCGCUUCCGCGUUUGAUAAGCACACUCAACUAAACUUGUCCUUUGCUUUCACGACCAUACUACAGGCAGUCGUUUCGUGUACUGUCCUCAGAAAAAAAUGGUAAAAAUUAUUUCUGUUGAAAAGGACGUUUUUAGUGGCAAGUAUAUUUUACACGAGAGACUCCUUAAGUACGAGUUUGCGCUCGAAACAAUCUCGCCGACUCCGUUUUUUUUCGCGCAAAUGAUCGACUACCUUCAGAACUGCGCGAAUGAUGCGUGCGACAUCUCAAACCACUUUGAACUCUUGCCAUCUGGCUCGAUCAAUGGAAGUAUAUCUGCAUUCGUUACAAACAGGGGAUAGUGAUUGAUUUUUCUGUUAGAUUUAUUUGAUAACUUACCGUAGAGCGAAAUUAUGUUUGCUUUUCGAGUUUCCCCGUUCUGAUCGUGGAUUUAAUCCAUCAUAAAGCUGACUGCGGUCGGUGUUAAUUCGAUCACCAAAAAUGAUCACUAUAAUAACUAGCCUUGGUAAAAAAGAAUAUAUUAACAUUUUCAGUUCGAAAUUGUUGCUUAAAACUCUCGUCGCGUGUCAUUUCCUGGGACAGAUUAUUUUAUCUUUGCAUGCAUGGCAGUCGCUGCCAUUCAACCAAGCUCUCACUGAUAAGUCACCUUAUCAUGUAGAGCUAAGGAUUGCAAAUUCAAUGUACAGAAACAAAUGAUAUAAUUUCUGUUAAGACUGACAGUAAGCCGGCUGAAUUUUACAGCAUGCUCGCGAUAUACCCCGAUUCAAGUAUAUACUUAUUUUCGUGCAAGAGGCGUAGCAUAAAUAUUAAUAAAUGGGAGCCUUGAAUGCAUGUUGCAAUCAAAAAUUGAGUCGUGCCAAAAAAACUUUGUCCAAAGUGAAGUAUCUAGAAAAGCUGAAAGUUACAGGCACGUUUAAAACAUAUCUUUCGUCGCAGUCACCAAACGAACGUUUUUUUGCACUCGGAAAUCAAAUAAAGUUGGCAAUUAUGAUUAGCAUAUUGCAUGUAACGUUUAUUUUUAUCACAUCAAUUCGGAAGUAAGCGUUCAGCUACAAAAAUUGCUUCACUAAAACGUUCGUUUUUAUCACAUCAAUUUGGAAGUAAGCGCUCAGCUACAAAAAUUGCUUCACUAAAACGUUCGUUUUUAUCACAUCAAUUCGGAAGUAAGCGCUCAGCUACACAAACUGAUAAUACAAUUGUCCUUAAAACAACUGAAAUUAAGUGAAGUUGAAGAGUUGGCCACUAAAUUUAUCAGUUGUUCAGAACUUGCUGGUUUAUAACACUGAUUUAUAAAAAGAAAAGCUUACAGCGUUGUCGAAUCAAUUUUUAACGCUGAUGUUCAACGCAAUAUUUUCGUGUUUUGGUUACCUCAGAAAGAGUGCUUUUAAAAUGUUUGUUUAAUAAACAAAAAUCUAAAAUCUGCUUGUUUGACGUCCACGUCACCCUUAACGCAAACAAAAAUUCACGGUUUGCGUGAUAACGCACGAAUUACGUCCGAUACAGUACGUGAGAGAGUUUAGCCGUAGGUAGAUGAAAGAGGAUACCGCGGGUUCUCAUUUAAAUUUAUGAAUAAAUAACAAAGAGGCAAAAAGGAACCUAAAACUAGCACUGCACGCAGAAUGAAUCUGUCCAGGGUUAUGCCAAAAAGAAAAAAGCUGCCGAGAAAAGCUAACUUCACGUAUCAAUCAUCGCACGAAAAGCAUGAAAAAGUUAUCAAUUUUAGUGAAAGAAUUUGCACAAUUUACACUUCUUACCCAAUAGAAAAGCGCGUCGUCCUACGCAAUUUCAGUCAAAAAUUAAAUUGGAACCGAGUGAAUUAAUUUUCCUCAUCAGCGCAUUUUAAUAUGAAUUAACUGCCCACAAAAAAAUUGAUUCACACUUCUCGACCAAUCGUGUGAAUGGAUUACGUGGAAUCAACCAGUCAUAAUUCAAGGAAACCAGUUCAGUGUACGUAACAGGUGGCAAUUGAAGGGUUUACCUCGCGAGCCAUAAUUAUCAAAACAAAUUGCAACCAGCGUCAAAUUGAGAGGAAACGAAACUUCAACGAACAGGACGUUUAAAUUCCUCCGACUGCGAUCAAGGGUACAGUGGUGUAAUAAACAGACUAAGCAUGAAAGAUAUAGAUUGUUUGCAGAAAACCAGACUCGCGCAGCUUCAAGAUUCAAACAGCGACGAAAUGCAAAGAGUUUGUCAAGAAGCUAAGGCCCUAGCCAAAGACCUCGUUGAGUAUCGCACUGGAAAGGGAAACCCUCCUCCGAGUCGCACUGCUGCAAUUUUGAGAAGGCUGUCAGAUGAACUUGAGGAUCGUCAUCCUGCAGUGCUCGCCAACAUGUGUGGAAGGCUUAACAUACUUACUGGUUCUGCACAUACAAAAUUUGUGCAAGUUGCUGACGAAGUUUUCCGCGAUGGAGUGAACUGGGGCAGAAUUGUGGCGAUUUUUGCGUUUGGAGCGAAACUAGCCCAAUACUGUUUUAGAAACAGACUCGAGAAGGAAGCAGAUGAUAUAGCUGACUGGGUUGGAAAUUAUAUUUCAAGUCUAUCGGGCUGGAUUCGAUCAAAUGGUGGCUGGGAGGCGUUUAACCAGAUCUUUAGCGAGGCAUACGACGAAAGAGACAGGUCGUGGUGGAAAAAACUGUGUCUGGCUGCGGUGGGGUUCGGCGCACUGGCGACAUUAGUCUAUCAACAGUCAAGUUGACUUGAAUUCCACAUCAAACAUCGGUAGCUAUCGAAAGACAGUACAUAGGAAGAGUUGAGAGAUUUGUCUUCUGAAUUCCGUUCUCUCGUUUUCAUAAAACAACGAACGGUUAUACAAAAAAUAUCAUUUUCGCUUGAAUACGCGCUCUUAAAACUGCAUUCCUCAGUUGAAAGAGCCGCUUACUGCAAACCUUUGGGGAAGUAGGAAGUAUUUUCCAGCAAGGAAGUCCUAAAAAAGCGCCUAGUCAACAUUAAAGGGGGGAUACCAAGCUUAUUUGUUUUUUAUCAUAAAUUAUUGCUUUUUUCUAGACAGAGUGAUUUCGCACACUCAUGAGCCCCCAAUACCAACAGAGCUAGCCAGCGCUCUCACGCAGCCGGUGUAAAAGACGAAGUUUUUAAGAAAAAUACAUUUCGUUCACACUGUGCUAAGGAGAUAAUACGAAACUGCCUCUAGUGGAAUUGAGUUUUAUGCGAGUAUCUGAUGCUGGCAUUUAGGACAACUAUUUUUACCAAAACAUCUUUGUUACGAUUCAUUUUACAUAGAACAACGUGUAUUAAUUCAUUUCUACGCUGACUCACAUGCUUCGUAAAAGAAAAUGACAGUUUUUCUAGAAUAUAAGAAACCAUGAUAUCCAAUUGCAACUUAGUUCACGUAAAGUUUGGACCAAACGGUCUGAUUUAAAAGUGUAUAAAGACAUUUCCUUCCAGUUUCCGUUGAUAGUGAUAUAUUUAUCAUAAAAGAUUCUUAAAAUCGAGAUUUUAGUAGGCAAGGUCCGGUACCGCCAUAGUUUUUAUUUAUAUACUAAAUUCCUCCAUAAUUUUGUAGCCAUGACUAAAUACAGAAAUGUUAGAUAUAUAGCCAGUCAUAUUUUAUGUAGGAUAAAAUUCACUAAUAUUUAAGGGCUGACAUAUACGUACCUAUUAUUUAAUGAAGGAAUUCCAUUCCAUGCUGAUUUAUGGGUUUUUUUUUUGCGAGUCUGAUGUAUCUUUGUGCGCAUAGAGCGCUUUUCGAUUGAGUGUCGUUAUAAAAAUGCCGAAGUAAUCUCAACAGCCAAUCAAAAGAAAGAAAGGAAAAUGCCCCUUAACGGGACCACUGAGAAAUCAAAGUAAUAACCAAACUGGCCAAAGCGCGGGAAACGCUGGCGACCAAGACGUGAUUGGUUUAAAUUUUGUAACUGAUUGGUUAAAAGAACGGCGCGAGUUUUCUGGACCAAUCAUAAAGCAAGUAAACGCUCACUUUUGACACUCAAUUGAUGAAUGCCCUAUAAAGCCGAUAAAGUUGCUUAAAGGUGAUUCCUUAGAAAUAAAAGUUGUCGUUAUACA
Molecule: messenger RNA, 4128 nt
Organism: Pocillopora damicornis (cauliflower coral)
Lineage: Eukaryota; Metazoa; Cnidaria; Anthozoa; Scleractinia; Pocilloporidae
Product: apoptosis regulator R1
Biological process (GO): extrinsic apoptotic signaling pathway in absence of ligand; release of cytochrome c from mitochondria; regulation of apoptotic process
Cellular component (GO): mitochondrial outer membrane
Molecular function (GO): BH domain binding
Source: RefSeq, a predicted model, not a curated record